Messenger RNA from Gracilinanus agilis (Agile Gracile Mouse Opossum), 1259 nucleotides. It is a transcript of the gene TMCO6, whose product is annotated as transmembrane and coiled-coil domains 6. Bases 254 to 1048 code for a protein of 264 amino acids. NCBI's taxonomy places the organism in Eukaryota, Metazoa, Chordata, Mammalia, Didelphimorphia, Didelphidae. The record is from RefSeq and is a predicted model, not a curated record. The transcript has 8 exons.
AGAACUUUUUCUUGUUCCCUUCUGUUCUCAGGAGUUAUGUCUCUAUACACUAGGCAACCUGGCUGUGGAGAGUGAGGCUGUGAGGAGGCAGCUUCUGCCACAGGGCAUUAUUCCAGCUCUUGCUACAUGCAUCCAGUCCCCUCAUGCAGCUGUUCUGGAAGCUCUUGGCUACACCUUAUCACAACUUUUGCAGGCCAAUGAAGCUCCUAAAGAAAUCAUUCCCCUUGUCUUGGACUCUGCCAUCCUACCGAACAUGCUUCGACUUCUACACCCUAACCCAGAGCUGGGGGCUAGUGUUGCUGUGGAAUUUGCCUGGUGUCUUCACUACAUUAUCUGCAGCCAGGUGAAUAAUCCCCUGCUCAUUGCUCGAGGAGCUUUGUCCAGUCUGGGGAUAUUACUGUUGGACUUGGCUAGGGCUGCCUCAGGAUCUGUGGAUACAGGACUGGAUCUGUUGGCUUGCCCAGUACUUCGGUGCUUUGGUAACCUGCUGGCAGAGGAAGGAGCAGCUGAAGCAGGGGUACGAGCAGAUUUUGGAGAUGAGCGAAUUAUAGUGGCCAUGUUUAUCCUCAUGGAGUUCUUCAUCCAGCAUCAACCUAGCCUGGUUCCCGAGUGCCUCUGGGUCCUCAAUAAUCUCACUGUAAAGGAUCCUGGCCUCUGCAGUGCAUUGCUCUCCCUGGAUCUGGUUGCUCCUCUCCUGCAACUCUUACCCAUUUCUCGGGUGGUUCGUAUAUUGGUGCUCACAAUCCUGUGCAACAUUGCAGAGAAGGGUCCUUUCUACUGCCAAAGGCUCUGGCCAGGUCCUCUUCUCCCUCACUUGCUAGAUAUCCUGACCCUUUCUGACUCAGAGGUGGUAGGCCAGAGCCUGGAGCUAUUGCAGCUGCUGUUUGUACACCAGCCUGAGGCAGCUCAGGACUUCUUACAGCAUGCUGGGCUACAGGCCUUGGAAAAACACAAAGAAGAGGUGGACCUCCAGGACCGUAUCCAAGCUCUCCAGGAGGUGGCGCUGGGGGGAAAUUCACUUGUACCGAAUGCAUUGGCACUGCCAUAGCCUCUCCCUUGCCUGUCCCACUUUGGUUCAGAAGUUAAUCGUCCUUAAGUUUCCCUUCAAGAAUGACUAAAUGGGCAUCAGGUCCUGGCUGCUCAGAGUCCUGUCCCAUUUCCUGUCCCCCCUCCCUCCCUUCUUCCUUUUCCCUCUUUCAUAUAUCACAGCAUCCCUUAGAAACGAAAAGUUGUAUUACAUUAAAUUUCCUCGGUCACAA